This is a messenger RNA of Salvelinus fontinalis (brook trout), 9838 nucleotides long. RefSeq names its product doublecortin domain-containing protein 2B-like. The coding region runs from base 3999 to 5525 and encodes 508 amino acids. The transcript has 17 exons. Gene Ontology annotation, biological process: intracellular signal transduction. Gene Ontology annotation, cellular component: microtubule; microtubule organizing center. The record is from RefSeq and is a predicted model, not a curated record. Lineage: Eukaryota; Metazoa; Chordata; Actinopteri; Salmoniformes; Salmonidae.
GCAAUAGGCGUGAUUCCCUAGCCUCGUCAAUCUCCACACACUUGACCAGCAGCGUGGGGCAGGUGUCUCGAGACAGGUCGUUCACCAACACCUGAGGAGUGAGGAAGAAGAUGUGCCUGGACCUCCAUAGUGCCCACCUCUGCAGUGACUGAGCACUCCGUGGUGGACAAGGAAUGGAAAUGUCAGAGAAGACCCUGUUCAAACAUGUCUUAUAUCCUUACCUCGGCCCUGUUCAAACAUGUCUUAUAUCCUUACCUUGGCCCUGUUCAAACACUUAAGAUACAUGUGUUGCAAUUUACCUGUCAACUCAGCCUAGUUUUAUAGACUAGACAUAACAUAGUAAACGUAAAUUCGGGACACUCAAAUUAGUAUAUGUUACCUUUGCUGAGGAGCUGUCAAGGCUUGGGAAGUCAUUGUAAUAUGUUGUUCUACUUGAGGUUGUCCCUGUGAUGCUAUUAGUGUUCUCAAUAUUUGGUAUAUGUUGUUGUCCAUAGCUUACUUAUCAGCCUCAUAAACAGGAACUACCAUUACAACAUAAUGAUCUUCAUCAGCAGCAGCUUCCUCAAUAUGUCUCAGCUCACUGUCAGCUGUGGAGCCCUGACCAAAUUCACCCCGCAGUGAGUUACGGUGCAUAGGGGGUGGCAAAGUUAUGUAAUUCACCCUCUGACUCUUGCCUGUGAAUGCUGCGCUGCGGUUUGAGGUUGUUUUUCGCCAGCCCAACAAACUUACAUUAUUCGUUUUUGACUAACCUUUUGCGGUACUAAUGCACCCCAAGUCAUUUGGUUUGUACCACUCAUUUUCACUUGUGGUAUUGAUUUCUAGCAAGAAGACGUGCGGUGGCAUUACGAAAAUUGUAAACGAUUAAAUAUAUAAAUAAGUACUUCCGUGGUCGCAGGUAGGCCUGAUAAUGGCUUUAAAUAGUUUAUGAAAAACAUUUAGGUUUUCAUGUCUUGCUAAUACAGACGCAUUUCCAACUUUUAAUAGUUUUUACAAAUUUCACUAGGGACUUUUGUUUUUCAGUAAAUGUGGGCUGGGACAAUAGAAAAGAAAGAAAAAGUUGGUUCAUUUCCCGCAAAUGUUGCUAUGUUACCAUGGCAAUGAAGGGACUCAAAUGGCAAACGUUGACGUUCACACGUUUUCAGCAGGAUGGCACAUCUUCACCAAAAAAAACAAGUGAAAGAGGCACCAGACAGGAGAAGCCAGGAGCAGUCUGGGUUUAGAUGUGAGCUAUAAUACAGCCAUUUUCAGAAAGUACCUGUCACUGAAAGAGAGACUGAAUAUUUCCUAAUUGCAGAAGACCAAGGAGAGGCUUUUGCUCUAAACUGGACAUUCAUUUCUCAUACUGACUUUUUCCCUGUUUGGAUAAAUCCCUUUACUUUGUUUGAAAUUAUGUAAUUGAGUUAAGAACGUACCAUAAGUGUAGUCCACAGCUAGUUUGAAAUGGAGCUGAUGAAGCUAUCCAAUUAGUAGGGGAGAGUGGGGUAAGUUGAACCAAAGCCACCCCUGUUUCUAGGAAACCAUACACAGUAUUAAUCAUGUAACCAAAUAUUUAGAAAGAGGUCAUAAUUUCAUGGAGUCUGUGAAGGAAGAAACCACAUGGAAAAAGUGGUAAGUAAUUUAGACCGAUUUUCACCAGAUUUUCACCAAGUCAAAUUAAUUGAUUGAAUUAUAGGUUUCAUGAUGCAUUCAUCGAAACCAAAGUAGAUAAUUUAAAAAUAGUUUUGUACAUCAGUUGGGUUCUCUAUAAGCUACAAUAAAAGGUCCUAAAACUAGAAUGAACGAGCAUCCUUGUAGCUGUGUGGGCUAAUAUAGUCAAAAUGUUUGUCCUUGAGUAAGUUGAGACAAUGGCCACCAUACCCCAUACAAAUUAUGAUUUCAUUUUGUCAGUUUAUGCAUAACAUGUAUAGUAUUUUUGCAAUGUGUCAUGCAUAUGAACUACAGAUUUUUAUUGUUACAGAGCAGACAUCAUCGUGUCCCAUGUAUACAAACAUAAAACAAGCCGGGUUCUAGCCCUUCUUGAGGUUCUUGAGAGAGAAGCCAAGGAAGUGAGAGAAGGGAAGAAGUCCAUUCGAGCAGCAGCAAGGGAUGUAUAAAUUGACAGAAUGACACUGAAGAGGGACAUUAACGAAAAAGAAAACAAAAAUGUAUCUGUGUGGAAGAGUGGCUAUGACAGAGUAGCAGAGGAACACAAGGUCUCAUCUGAUGAAAUGGAGUCUGAGCUUGAUAAACAUAUAAAGAAUCUCGCGGACCAGUUGCUUACGAAUUAGCACAGCGAAACAACAUCCCUGUCCCGAACAACUGGUUAAGAGCUGGAAGGGUAAGUGAUAUUGAACAGAGAGAUCUAUAUCUGAAUGUAAGCAUGCAUUUAAGAUAUACAAUACACCACACCCCAUUUCAUGAAUUAAACUUUGACCCACCUUCAGCAUCACCCACUGUCACAGGACACCAUCACCCAUUUACCACAAGGCAUAUCAACUUACCCUGUCCCUUUGCUCAAUUUACCCCGUAGAUUAUACCAAGAGACCACAUUUUUUGCACAAGCUAUGUUUUCAAAACUGUUAUGUUUACAUAUUUCCAGGGAUACACAACAUCCUGAAAUGUAUGUAGAUAUCUUUGGUACAUAUUUCCCUUGAGGUAGUGAUGCUGAAUGUAAAAAAAAAAACGUCUCAACAUACCCCACUCUCCCCUACCUUUUGUAUAUCUCAAACAGUCAGUAUGUUGUCCAGGAGGGCAGCCACAUGUGUUUCGAAGCAGAGAAUCACUGAUUUGAGGCUGGUAUGGGGCAGUUGGGGAGUAGAGGAAAUGAAUCUGUUAGCAGCACACUGAACCCCGUUACAGUGGUGCCUGUGGCCCGGAUCGGCAGCUGGGCUCAGCUCAACGGCCGGGGUAGCGAGUUUAGAAGGGGUGAGUGUAAUAGAGUUAAUAUGAACUUACCGUAAGCUCACUCCACAUCUAGUUUGAAAUGUUGCCGAUGUAGCUAUGCAAUUGGUACCUUUUGUUUAGCUCAAACGGUUGGUACGUUGUCAAAUACACUUGUCAAAUACACACUGUCAAAUUAAAUAUCAAUUUAAUAAUGUUUAUUUUUGUAAGUAUCCAUUGACUAAAUUUGCUGGUUUUACUACUAAUACUGUUGUUACUACCGUUGCUACAGUACAUGUGAUGUUCCUUUACGUCACUACAAUUGUUGUCUGCAUAACUGCAUUUAACCAUGAUAAUCUUGUUUUCAAAGAAGUUAUGGGAAAGAUUCAAGGGAACUCCCUGCCAUAGCCAGUUUAUCUCAGGUGAUUCACACAAAUGUUUCACAUUGAGAGCACACACUCAACACAAUCAUUAAAACAAGUUCAUAUUAUAGUAUGCAACAUACUGGUCCUGUCUAUGUGGGUAUCAAAAUAAACACAAAAGCUUCAUGUGCUUUCCUGACAGCCCAUACAAGGUCAAGGGAGACUGUUUGAAAUGGAUGUAUGGAAAUGGUAUUCCUAGACCUUCUUGUCCCCUCCCAGAGCAUUAACUUCUAUCGUAGAAGGGUUAUCCCUGAGAUUUUACUGUAAAUACUACAGAACUAGCAGCCAUUAGGCUACACAUGUUGUGAAUUCAACAGGUUUUCGAAUAGUUUUUAAAAAAUAUAUAAAGAUGAGUUUUAUGGUUUGUCUUAUUUAUUCAGCGUACUACACUUGCAUCCUCUGUCUCUCUUUUGUUGUCGUUCGUUGCUGCUAAUGGUUUAGCCCACAAAGCCAGUCAUUGCUGGCUCUGCUGCCAUGGCUACCAGGAAAUACUCUCGGCCGCCAGAGAGUAGUGUGUGUGUGUGAGAGAGAGGGAGAGAGAGAGAACGUGACAGUCCAGAGCUGUGAGAGACCACCAAACAGAACACAACAACAGAUUAAUUAGAACAGGUUUGAGUGGUAGUGGUAGUACCCAGAGCAGACAGGGACUGGAGACGGCAGACAGGGACCAGAGACGGCAGACAGGGACCAGAGACGGCAGACAGAGUAUCUGGAAAAAUGGCUUCCUGUGGGUCAGCAACCCUCCUCCUGCCUCCGGUCAAGAGUGUGAUGGUCUACAGGAACGGGGACCCCUUCUACUCCGGCAGGAGGUUUGUAGUCAACCAUCGACAGGUGUCCACCAUGGAGGCAUUUCUCAAUGACGUGACCCACUGCAUUCAGGCGCCGCUGGCCGUGAGGACCCUGUACACCCCCCGGCAGGGUCACCGGGUCAGGGAGCUGCAUGACCUCCAGACCGGGGCCCAGUACGUGGCUGCAGGCUUCGAGAGGUUCAAGAAGCUUGAUUAUUUGAAGUCAGGGCUGAAGAAGCAGCCUGUACCCAUGGGAGAAGGAGCUCGGGCAAGAUUACUUCACAGACCGAAUGUGUCAGCAAAAUGGAGAAAGUAUAUUCCACUACCCUGUAUCAUACAUGUUUUCCGCAACGAAGAUCUUCGCUGCUCGCCAUUCCGUUUCAUAAUUCCCAGGACCUGGCAGCACGACCUGGAUCAGAUCCUCGGUCUAGUCACAGAGAAGGCCAGUUUACGCACUGGAGCAGUGCGCAGAUUGUGCACUCUAGAGGGUGUAACUGUGUCCAGUGCAGACGAGCUGGUGAGUGGCCAGUUCUACGUGGCAGUGGGAGCAGAGAGGUUCAAGAAGCUUCCCUACGUGGAGCUGUUGGUUCCUAAAGCCUCUGAGAGAAAUUACCCUGGAAAUAGAAGGCUGUCAAGGAGAUAUAAGGGCAGGAAGGCAGCCAGUGGCCCUGAGGACAGCUUCAGUGACUCUGCUCUCCUGGACUCUCCAGAGUCGGAUGGGCGGAGGGUGAAGUCCACUGGGGAUGAGGUGGGGGAGACGGCUCUCCCAUCCAUCCAGAGGAGGCCAGUGAAGGAGGAGAGCUCUAUCUUCUACGCCAAACCAGUGAAAGUCCGAGUGAGGAACAGAGGCCACCCCAGGCCUCCACCAAGGACUGGACCAGCCCAGGCCAGUGUGUUCAGAGCUGUACGGAGGAAGAGAGAGGAGGUGCAGGGGGCUGAGGAGGUGCUGGAGGAUGAGAACACAGUAGUAGAUGUUCCCGUUGACCAGAGAGUGGCAGAGACAGUAGAAGACGAGGACCUUAUUGGGAGAAAUCCUCCUCAUUCCAACAGCCAAGAUCAGAUUUUGACCAAGGCUACAAAAGAUCCCCUUCCUCACCCAGAACACCCAGACAAGUUGGAAUCAUUGACUGAGAAAGACAGGAACUCACCUGAAAAUAUCAGCUCUUCAAUCUGCAAAGAGGAUGACAUCGAUGGGAGCCCUACGCUUGAUACAGAAAUGCCACAGGCAAACACAUCCCUGGAGCAUGAGAUAAACUCCACCGCAGAUCCAUCUGUCCACAAACAAGAAGGCGCUGCCUUAGAGAGUUGUGUGUCUGCUACUGAUGCACCAGAGGAGCCGAAGACGGAGCCAAAGCCAACCACUCCACACUCAAGGGCUUCUUCGUCAUCGACAUCCUCCGCAUCUCAAAGUUCUCCGAAAAGCGGGGGUAUCCAAGGAAACAGUUCAAGUAUUUGAUCAGGCUCGAUUGAAUAGGCUCAGUGAUGGGGCUCACUAUGCAGAGAGUGAUGCCUACCAUGGUGAGGACCAUUCCUCCAACAGCUCCUGCAUCAACAAACAAACACACACACACACGGCAUGUGAAAAAUAUGAUGACCAAAACAACAAAAUAACCAAUCAUUCUCAAUGCAAUGUGUACUAAAGCUAAACAAACUGCCCAGAGAGCGACAGCAAUGUUGUGUCAUAAUGUUUGGAAAGUGGUGACAUUAUAACAACAUUUCCCUCCACCUCCUCCCCGCUUCCCAGUGAGCAGGAUGAACAGGAAGGAGAGGGAGUUGGCCACAGACACAACCAGAGCCAGAUCUGUAUGAGGGGAGGAGGAGGAGGAGGAGGAGGAGGAGGAGAAAGAAAAGGGUGAGGAAGAGGAGAGAUGAACACUGAACCAUUACAGCAGAGCUAGAACACGCCCCUGGGCGAAGUUUCCCCAGAUCUAGGAUCAGCUUCCCUCCCCCAAUCCUAACCGUUAGUGGGGGAAAGGCAAUAGCGACCCAAGAUCAGCAUCUAAGGGCAACUUCACCCUACACCCCAGAACACAGGGUAAAUGACAUCAAUAGGGCUGUCUCAUGACGUGGCCCUCUGGGUAUAGCGAGUGCCUUCCCCCACUCUCUCCCUCUUACACCCAGGCUCUGUUAUCUCAGGUCGUAAAUUCCUAGAGGAGACUCUCAGGGCCAGGCAGUAAAGCAAGCAGAAAGAGACACAUAGAGAGAACAAGGGAACUUCUUCUACGUCACUCAGUCCCUUUGUCUACCAAGCCGCUAUUUGGGUUUAGCCCACUAGGGCACAUCCCCUAUCAUUUCCUUGUAAUCAUAUCUACUGUUUGUUUGUUAUGCAUUUCUGUGAUUAUUUAGUUAGUUAGUAAAUGAAUCAUUAAGACAAUUGAUGUAUGGAUGAUUCAUAGUGAAGGCUGGGUUCGUGCAGAUAACCAACAACUUACGACAUUUGGAAUGAGACUAACGUGAGGUAAAGAACAAUUAAUUAAUUAGAAGACUAAUGGAUCAGAUUUAAAAAUAUCUGAAAAGUUAUAUUAGGAAAAUUAUAACUUUGUAAUCUGAAGAUUUUCCUUGGUGCCCCGACUUCCUAGUUAAUUACAUUUACAUGAUUAGUUUAAUCACGUAAUAAUAAUUACAGAGAAUUGAUUUGAUAAAAUAACAGUCUUCAAUUUAAUGAUGCCAAAUACCCGACAGCUGUCAAUCAUGUGAUUUUGAGAUCAAAGAAACCUAGAGGAUGACAUUAUGAGCAGUCGAUGUGUAAAACAGUCAUACUGUAGUUCAACUUGUCAUAUUAGUUAGAUGUAGCUCACCUGUGGUGGUAAGAGUGAAGUAGUACACUAAGGAUCCACUCUGAUUCAGUAGGAAUGCAAUCAGGUACAGCAAAUGUAAAGGGACAUGUUGUUAUAGGCUGCAUCUGCUACAAAGAACAGGAUAAGCAUGGAAUAUGAGAUCUUCAAUUAACAAGUACAUACACUGCAUUCGGAAAGUAUUCAGACCCGUUCCUUUUUCCACAUUUUGUUACCUUACAGCCUUAUUCUUAAAUGGAUUAAAUAAAAUAAUUUCCUCAUCAAUCUACACACAAUACCCCCUAAUGACAAAGCAAAAAUAGUUUUUUAGACAUUUUGGAAAAUGUAUACAAAAUAAAUAAACAGAAAUAUCUUAUUUAAAUAAUUAUUCAGACCCUUUGCUAUGAGACUUUAGCUCAGGUGAAUCCUGUUUCCAUUGAUCAUCCUUGAGAUGUUUCUACAACUUGAUUGGAGUCCACCUGUGGUAAAUUCAAUUGAUUGAACAUGAUUUGGAAAGGCACACACCUGUCUAUAUAAGGUCCCACAGUUGACAGUGCAUGUCAGAGCAAAAACCAAGCCAUGAGGUCGAAGGAAUUGUCCGUAGAGCUCCGAGACAGGAUUGUGUCGAGGCACAGCUCUGGGGAAGGGUAGUAAAACAUUUCUGCAGCAUUGAAGGUCCCCAAGAAGACAGUGGCUUCCUUCAUUCUUAAAUGGAAGAAGUUUGGAACCACCAAGACUCUUCCUAGCCGGCCAAACUGAGCAAUCGCGGGAGAAGGGCCUUGGUCAGGGAGGUGACCAAGAACCCGAUGGUCACUCUGACAGAGCUCCAGAGUUCCUCUGUGGAGAUGUGAGAACCUUCCAGAAGGACAACCAUCUCUGCAGCACUCCACCAAUCAGGCCUUUAUAGUAGUGGCCAGACGGAAGCCACUCCUCAGUAAAGGGCACAUAACAGCCCGUUUGGAGUUAGCCAAAAGGCACCUAAAGGACUCUUAGACCUUGAGAAACAAGAUUCUCUGGUCUGAUGAAACCAGCAUUGAACUCUUUGACCUGAAUGCCAAGCAUCACGUCUGGAGGAAACCUGGCACAAUCCCUACGGUGAAGCAUGAUGGUGGCAGCAUCAUGCUGUGGGGGUGUAUUUCAGCCGCAAGGACUGGGUUACUAGUCAGGAUCCGGGGAAAGAUGAAUGGAGCAAAGUUUAGAGAGAUCCUUGAUGAGGGAGUGCUCCUUGCUGCAGAGUGCUCAAGACCUCAGACUAGGGCGAAGGUUCACCUUCCAACAGGACAACGACCCUAAGCACCCAGUCAAGACAACGCAGGAGUGGCUUCGGGACAAGUCUCUGAAUUCUUGGGUGGCCCAGCUAGAGCCCGGACUUGUAGCCGGUCGAACAUCUCUGGAGAGACCUGAAAAUAGCUGUGCAGCAACGCUCCCCAUCCAACCUGACAGAGCUUGAAAGGAUCUGCAGAGAAGAAUGGGAGAAAGUCCCCAAAUACAGGUGUGCCAAGCUUGUAGCUCAUACCCAAUAAGACUCGAGGCUGUAAUUGCUGCCAAAGGUGCUUCAACAAAGUACUGAGUAAAGGGUCUGAAUACUUAUGUAAAUGUGAUAUUAGCUUUAUUUUUUAUAUAUAAUCAAAAAUUCCUGCAAAUUUGUUUUUGCUUUGUCAUAAUUGGGUCUUGUGUGUAGACUGAUGAGGGGGAAAAAAAUAUUUAAUCAAUUUUAGAACAAGGCUGUAAUGUAACAAAAUGUGGACAAAGUAAAGGGGUCUGAAUACUUUCCGAAUGCACUGUAGAAGAAUAAAUGAAACUGUUUUAGUCUCUCUCCAAAUACAGGUGUAAAUUUACCUUGAUGUUUAAAAACAGGAACUUGACCUCAGCCAGGAACUGAUUAAACUUAUUCUCCUUUUUAACAUGUUCAAUCCCCUCUGUGCCUCUCUUCAGAUAUGGGUUGGUGCAGCCCCAACAGCACAGCUACUGUACCAGCAGGAGGCAAAGUACCUGUCUGUCAAUAACCUGUCUGUUAACCAUCUUUCUUAACUAGCCUAAAUAUGAUUCAAACUGUUAAGUCUAUGACAAACACAAUUUCCGUUGAAAUGGGUACUCAUAUUGGACAGACAACACUGCUGGUGGUGUAAAAUGUAAAAAGAGGUGUUAAACAUUGUUACGUUCACCAGUUUCUGUGUUCUGUUUUGUAUUUGAGUGUGUGUUUCAGGAGAUGGCUUCCUGAAGUACUCCCCAACCAGCUGAUUGGUCAACCCCAGGCUAAUUGGUGAUUGGAGCUGACCUCGCCCCCUCGUCAAGAAGCAGCUGACUCUAAUCACCAUUGCCACCUGAAGAUAAAAGCCAGUGUUCUGCCCAGGAGAGAGAGAGAGAGGAGAGAGAUGAGAUAAGGAGUAGAGAUUUGGAGAUUGAGAGAGAGAAAAAUUAGAUUGUGAUAUAGUGUGGGUUGUGUAUCAGAGUGUGGGGGGAAGGAGAAGGCACUUUGGGAGUGCUUAGGCAAGAGGCCCGCGGGCAUACAUAUACCCGUAGUAUAUUUACUGUCUAGGCACACUAGGUAAGACCUGGGCGGACCACCCCCUGUAUUUUGGUUAGGGCACCAGGUGGUGCUAAGUUAAGUGGGUAGGCAGGUUAGAUAGGAGAGGGGGGAACUUUGAGAUUUACUUUCUUUGCUUUGGUUCCGUCCAGCCCCUUUUCCCCAUAUUACCGUGUAAGAAAAUAAAUCCUAGUAACGGUAAAUUCUGCUUUUGUGUCAUCCUUGCUCGCACCUACAGUCCAUACCUCUUGCACUUCAGAGAGUUGAGUUGUAGCAGGGAGUUGCGUUCCCUCUUCUCAGAGGCGUGCAUAACAAACAUGUGUCCCCACAUUCCACAUGAUAACACUAGCCUGCUUUACCUUACGUCUGUUGAACUGUUAAAAAUGUCAAGAGUUGAACAAUCAUGUAAAUAUAUCCAAAGUAUUAUAAUUUGCUUGAAAGCUAGUGUCAAUAAAAUAAAAAUUGAAU